GCUCUGACGUGGGGAGGCCCCCUCGAGCGAUCCCGUGGCCGCACGGGGUAUAAAUACGGUGCGGUGGGGGGGGGGUGUUCGACUCACGUCGCCCUACGCAGCACACAAAUCCACGAGCAGGGCGUUUUCCACGCUCACAAUUGCCACCAUCUUCUCCAGACGACAGCAUCGCCAUCGCAGCAGUGAUGGAUCUCGCAGAAGCUCUGCCCUGCAAGGAGGACGAAGGGUCCAAAUGUCACCCUCAACCCAAGGGCGGCGAGCAUAAGCACAAGGAAGGGAAGAAGUGCGAAGGAGAUGGUGACUCGAGCUCCUCCUCCGAUGACAACCACGAGGGGAAGGGUGGUCACGGCAAAGGCCACAAGCAUGGACAGGGCGCUUGUGGAGAUCACAAGAAGCAUAAGGAGCACAAGGAGCACAAAGAGCACAAGGAACACAAGGAACACAAAGAGCACAAGGAUCACAAGGAACACAAGGAUCACAAGGAGCACAAGGAGCACAAGGAGCACAAGGGCAAAGGUUGCAAGGAUAAGGAACAGAAGGAGAAGUGUAAGCACUAAGAGUGCCUACUGAGCGGCUCGUUGCAAAUUGGCUUCGGAGUGGGCAUGCCGUGAGCAGAAAGUACAGGCUGAACGAUGAAUGUGGCUCCUGCCAGUUCCAUUUCGUCCUCGCCUUAUCGUUAAGGCAAACGCCGUUGUGAUUCCUGCAGGAUUAUUAUUACGUUUGACAGAUUCGAAGGCCCCCUUUAUAACUGCCGGCAGUCGCGUAACUACAGGACACAAAUAACUUUUUUUUAUCAGUGAUCGCAUUAUCCCGCGCUCGAAUACCAUCCCGAACGCUGCCAGCUACUUUGUGCUGCCUUGCGCCUUCACUAGAGCUCUUAACCGGGUGUACAGUUGGAGCGUUUCUUUAAACCUUGUGCAGGUAACAAAUGAAUUACAAACUCAGGCAGCGUGAGCUCCACUUAAUAAAACAAAAGCAGCUGUUAGUCUAGAUGCCACUCGUAGCUGUGUUGCAGGAAUUCUAUAACCACUGUUCAGUUUGUAAGGUCUGUUCAAAACAUGUUUGACUCUUGCUAAUUUGCAAUUUGGCCCAAAGCUCUACUCCCAUCAUGGGCAUGACAGAAGCAUUGCUUCUUGAUAUUCUGCUGUAGGCUCCUCCAAGACGUAUCUGUAAUGUAGACCCAAGCUGUCGUUUCCCCCCCACCUCCCCUGCAUGCAUGUUCCCGAUGGGUCUUAUGUUUGAUAUUGGUGAUUGUAAAAGUGUCUCGCAAAAAUAAAAAAGCACCUGUAGUUUCAUUUUUAGCAUUCCCCGUACACUUCUGUAGGAUUUUAAUUUUGAAUUAUUUUGAUGGUAAAAUAAAGGUCGCUUCCAACA
Lethenteron reissneri (Far Eastern brook lamprey) is the source of this 1374-nucleotide messenger RNA. Its product is annotated as zinc transporter ZIP6-like. The record is from RefSeq and is a predicted model, not a curated record. Lineage: Eukaryota; Metazoa; Chordata; Hyperoartia; Petromyzontiformes; Petromyzontidae.